Molecule: messenger RNA, 492 nt
Organism: Rotaria sp. Silwood2
Lineage: Eukaryota; Metazoa; Rotifera; Eurotatoria; Philodinida; Philodinidae
Source: the annotation of a GenBank genome assembly
AUGUUAUUAGUUCUGUUAAUUAUUGCUUUUGUAUAUAUUCCAAAUAAUGUUCAUUGUUUAUCUUGUUUUAAAUGUAUGACAACAAAUUUUGAAAAUGAUACAUGUUCGGAUCCAUUUCAUCCAAUUGAAAAUCGUCUUGAAAGUGAAUGUUUAGCAUCAUCAAAUGGUAGAAAUGGUUUAUUUCCUGCUCGAUUUUGUGUUAAAAUAUCCGGUAUUAUUGUUGAUGUUGAUCGAAAUGUCAAUCGUUCAUUAUUACAUAAAAGUCUUUAUCUACGUACAUGUAUUAUAGAUAAUAUUAUGGAUUCAACACGAUCAUCUGAUUCAACAGGAAAUUUUCGUUUAAAAAAUUUUAAUCAAAUCAAAGGUGUAAGAAUGCAAGGUACAAUAACAUUAUGUUCUCAUGAUGGUUGUAAUCAAGCAAUUUUAUUAACUGUAAAUUCAAUGAAUAUUUUAUUUUUUCUGUUCGUUUUGCUAAUUUAUCAAUUAAAAUAA